This is a messenger RNA of Sardina pilchardus (European sardine), 1961 nucleotides long. RefSeq names its product autophagy related 4B, cysteine peptidase (gene atg4b). Lineage: Eukaryota; Metazoa; Chordata; Actinopteri; Clupeiformes; Clupeidae. Gene Ontology annotation, molecular function: protein-phosphatidylethanolamide deconjugating activity. The transcript has 13 exons. The record is from RefSeq and is a predicted model, not a curated record. Bases 428 to 1411 code for a protein of 327 amino acids.
CGCUAACAUUAGCUUUGUAGCUACAUUACUCAGCCUCCUCCGGAUAGUGACUGCCAACCAGAUGGAAGAUGUCUGGUGCAAAUAGAGUACAGAUUCGUUUGAACGGUUAUUGUUUAUGUCAACAAAUGCCUUUUGUAUGAAGUUAUCAUGGUCUGCUUGAGCCCAGCAUAUUCAACAACCGAGCUGGCUGCUGUCAUCAUAACCAAACAACUUGUCUACACUCACAUAUGACACCCUUCGCUUUGGAGAGUUUGAAGAGUUUCCUGAGACGCCGGAGCCAGUGUGGAUUCUAGGAAAGCAGUUCAGUGCACUCACAGAGAAGGAUGAGCUUCUUUCCGACAUUGCUUCACGUUUGUGGCUCACAUACAGAAAGAAUUUCCCCCCAAUUGGAGGAACAGGACCCACAUCUGACACAGGCUGGGGGUGCAUGCUGCGAUGUGGGCAGAUGAUCCUUGGUGAGGCCCUAGUUCGUCGACAUCUAGGCAGAGACUGGAGGUGGGUAAGAGGCCAACGACAGAGAGAAGAGUACAGCAGCAUUCUCAACGCCUUUAUUGACAAGAAGGACAGCUAUUACUCCAUCCAUCAGAUCGCCCAAAUGGGGGUGGGGGAGGGCAAGUCCAUUGGCCAGUGGUAUGGGCCAAACACAGUGGCACAGGUACUCAAGAAGCUUGCUGUGUUUGACUCAUGGAGCCGAAUGGCUGUGCACGUUGCCAUGGACAACACAGUGGUCAUUGAGGAAAUAAAGAAGCUAUGCAUGCCGUGGCUGGACUUUGACGGCGCGGGGUGCUCGGAGGGGGCGACGGCGGGUGCGGGUGCGGGGGCACGGCAGCUGAACGGCUGCUUAGGAGGGGCCUGCGCUCUGGCCGAGGAGGAGACGGCCCUCUGGAGGCCCCUGGUGCUGCUCAUCCCCCUGCGGCUGGGCCUCACCGACAUCAACGAGGCCUACAUCGAGACGCUAAAGCAAUGCUUCAUGUCGCCUCAGUCUCUGGGGGUGAUUGGAGGCAAGCCAAACAGCGCACACUACUUUAUUGGAUUUGUGGGUGAGGAGCUGAUCUACCUGGACCCCCACACCACCCAGCCUGCAGUGGAGCCCAGCGAGGACAGCCAGGUGCCCGACGACUCCUACCACUGCCAGCACCCACCCUGCCGCAUGCACAUCUGUGAACUUGACCCCUCCAUCGCCGCGGGUUUCUUCUGCAGAACAGAGGACGACUUUGAUGAUUGGUGUGCUCACAUUCGGAAGCUCUCCUGCUGUAAAGGAGGCCUGCCCAUGUUUGAACUUGUGGAUAGCCAGCCAUCUCAUCUCAUCAGCGCUGAUGUGCUCAAUCUCACUCCAGAUUUCUCGGACUCAGAUCGGCUUGAGAGGUUUUUUGACUCUGAGGACGAGGAGUUUGAGAUCCUGUCUUUGUGAAGGAGAGGAGCGGAACGUUGUCACACUCUUCACGCUGAACAGAAGGAUUCCGCUCUUCUUUGCUGUGAUCAAGGGAAGCCGGCCAACCAGCCAGCCAGACCGACCCUCACACCGGAUGAGCAGGAGGAAAAAUAAACCACUGGUGACGAAAGAGGCCAGUCUGCAGUGUCUUGUCCAGCAAAAAGUCCCACGCAUCCCCCCAAAAAGAAACACAGCUUCUCGUCUCGACAGCUCGUCCGUCUGCGUUCUCUCUCUCUGUGGCCCAUCUGGACUCUGGUGGCCAGAGUUUGCAGAGAGAGGCACAGCAGGGAGUAAUCGUGCAUACCAAGCUCGUUUGUUUUUCUUCAUGUUAUUUCUUUUGCAUCCAUUAUUAUUAUUGUUAAUAUUUUUUUUUAAGUCUUAACACUUUGAAUAAUUGUUUUAAAGUGAUACAGGUGCCUUUCCCCUCCCUGUCCCCGUCUGCUCAUCAGCAGCCAGUGCUUCAUUGCCAUAACACAACUUGAGGUGUUUUGUCAAUAACUUUAGUUAAACAAAAUUAAAACACCACCUG